GAGUUUUGUCCCUCGGAAUUUUCCGAGGAACUCCAUUCCCUCGGAAAAUUCCGAGGGAAAAUAUGUUCCUCGGAAUUUUCCGAGGAACAUAUGUGUCUCGGAAUUUUCCGAUAAACAUUCCGAGGAAUGUUUUGUCGAAACUUCCGAGGAUUUGACCAUCGGAAUUCCAUCGGUUUAUUCCGAGGAACCAUCCGACGAAAAUAUGUUUCUCGGAGUUUCCUCGGAAUUCCGUCGGAAAUUUCCGACGGAAUUCCGAGGAAGUAUGAAUUUCCGAGGAGAUAUUUCCGAGGACUUUUUUCGUCGGUAUGUCGUCGGAAUAGCGUUAUUCCGACGACAUACCGACGAUUUUUUCCCUCAGUAUCCCGAUGUUUUCUUGUAGUGUGGUGAUUUGUGUUUUGGUAAUAAUAAAAUUCUGAAACCUUAUUUGAGUGGGACAAACUACUAAUUGUUUUCUCAUGAGUCACCAAUACUUACUUAUUCUAUGUGGCUGUCUAAUAUGUUAUGUUCACAUGUAACAAAUGAAAAUGAAAAUUCGUAGAUUGAGAGAAAAACGAAAGCAUAUGUAAAAUAUGUUUACACCACCUAUGACCCAUUGCUUUCAAUCCGUACAUUGAAAACGAUCAGAGACAAGAGAAAAUAUCAUCAAUAAACUAGAAGAUGCAUCCACAAAGAGUCAGUAGAAAAUAAUGCGAAUAUUCUGACUAAAAUCAUUUAACUUCAUAUUUAUGGAUCCAAUCUAAUAUCCAAAUCCUAAGUAAAACUUUACAAAUACAACUCCCUCUUUAGCAAUAGAGGGGCUUUUUUCUACUCAUUUAACUAGUGUUAGCAAUUGGAAUAAGCCACGUAAGAGCAACAUUAUCGUUUAGUCUUUUAGAGCAUGAUUAAUGGGAAGUUUUUAGCGGAAUAUAAGAUCAUGAUUAAUCCGAGGUUCUUAGAAUGGGAUUCUUAGCAGAAGUUAAGAAAUUGUUUCUUAACUUUUAACUAAAAAAGCUAAGAAUCGGUUCUUAAAGUCCUAUUUAAGAACCAGUUUUUAGUUUUUUUAGUUAAAAGUUAAAAAAUAUUUUUUUAACUUCUGCUAAGAACCACAUCCUAAGAACCCCGGAUUAAUCAUACUCUAAGAAACUGUCUCUUAAUUUUUAACUAAAAAAGUAAAAAACUGACUCUUAAUAAGAUAUAAAAGAGUCGGUUCUUAACUUUUUUCGCUAAAAGUUAUGAGACGGUUCUUAUAUUCCGCUAAUAACUCUAUCCUAAAAACCUCUCAUUAAUCAUGCUCUUACGUAGAGUUUCUAAGCUAUUUAAUACUAAUAUUUUUAUAUUGUGAUUAAUUUUUAAUGUAAAAAUAAUAAAUUCAUCAAGGCAUGGUAGUUUAAUACUAAUACUCAGCGCCUCCCUAUUAUAUUAUGAGAAUGGAUAUAUUAUGAGAAUGGAGAUAUGAAAGAAAUGCAAAGGUCAGUCCAGCACACUCCCUUUUCUCGUUUAGGCUAAUCUCUUAGGUUACUCCCGUUUGUUUGUUUAACUCAACACCAGCACCUGGAGGAACCCCUUACUUGUCUGGAAGUACAAGAAGGUUGGUAGCUUUGUUAGGACUUAGGUGUUUUAAAGACAAUAAGAAAGAUUAUUAGUUCUAUAUACAUAACUCGAGGUUACGAGCAAACAACCGCUUCUUACUUUUUACUUCUUCUCUCACCUACUGUUUCAUUUUUUAAUUAUAAAUUUAGUUUAGAACUUUUUGUUAGAAACGCACCUUAAAGGCAGUGGCGGAACUGGUGUGUAAUCAGGGUAGUCACUUGAAAAAAUUUUUGUAGUUUCCUUCUAAAAUUUUGAUGAAAUGCUGAAAAAUUAACUUAUUGAUCUUUGUGAACUGUAAUUGUUAUUAAAUUGAUCUUGGUAAACAUAAAUCUUGCCUCCGCCACUGAUUAAAAGGUGCUCUAAGCGGCUAAUUAGGACAUAUGGACUGUAUAUUUAUUUUCAACAUUCUUUUUUAUCCUUUAUGGUUUAGGGUCAUAAAAACUUCACUAUGUUUGGCCCCGUACUGAAUGGAAUAAGCAAAGGCUGAACCGCUCACUUGCAACUUCAUCAAAACCAACAGUCUACAUAAUCCACGAAAUAUUUUCACAUUCAAAUUGUUUUGGGUAAACUUCUAAAGUUCGUCCUAAAAUAAAUAAUAAAACAAAAUAUAUAAACUGUUGCGAAAGAAAAAUAAACUAAAAAUCCUUUAAUUUCUCACAAGGUCCCCUCUUCAUGUGGUAACCGUCGGUGGCAGGCAUCACUUUUUACGCACUGUGUGAAACGUGGACCCAAAUGCUCCUCAAAGGCCUCAUCUCCUAAGAUUCUUUGUUAAUAUUUACAUUUUGUAUCAAAUUCGUUUAACUCGCUUAUUAAAUUAUUCAGAAUGAAAAAAAAAGUACUCAGAACUCAAAAGGACAAUAAAUAAUACAUUAAAUUUUAGGGGAUUCGGGACUUCAAUUCUCACCCUACUCUUAUCCUCUUGGGCGGCACUGUUAAUGGAUCUUCUCAGCCACAAAAAUAUGCAGUAGGUUUCUUUAGAAAAAUGUAACGCUAGUUAUUAAAUAUUGUGAUGUCAUUAAUUUUGUUUUGUUGUCAAUAUGAUAUGAUCCAUAUCAACAUGGGGAAACUUAAUCAAUGAGAGAAAGACCAUAGUGAUGUUCUUACCUCUCUCAUGCAAACUGAGACAGUGCCAAGUGGGAGCCAAAUGCCAUCUUCCUCUUCUUAGAGAAGGUCACAGGGAACAACACUACACAAAGUAUAUACAAUGCUUAAUUUACUAGUGCAUGCCUUUUCCAAACGUACUUUUCCCCAUGUCUUUUGAAUCAUGUAUUCAUAUAUAACCACUGUUCUCUUUCAUCCUAACAGAUCAUUUACUGCAUAAUGAUGUGCAAGAAAGUGUUUCAAGUAAACCACUCAAAAACCGCAAAAGGUCAACCUACCAACUAGAAUUUUAAUUAGUAUCUAUAUAUGUAUUUAAAUAAUUUUUAGAUAAAUGUAAUUGUACUAAUUAAAUUUCAGGUGGAUGUUGAAUUUUCUAGCAUUACGCGCGUAUAUACAAACUGUAAUCAAUUUUGUUAGCAACAUACAAUGUACUAAGGUUUGCAUACUCUAACUAUUUAGUCAAGUGAAACAUGCUUUGGCCUGGACAACCCUGAUCAAGGAUUUAUAUUGCUAAAAAUUUAAUAAGUUAAACCGCUUACUUCAUACUUGUUAGAACAUCUACUUUUUCUUUUCGUUCUUUCAUAAUUAGUUUCGUUUCCGUUCACGAGGCAUAUUAAGGCCAUCAUCUACCAAACUCAUCUUUGAAAGAUAAAACAAGAUAAAGUGUGCACCUACUAUAACAUGUAUAUUAAUACACAACACACGUCGGCUACUGUAUUAACAUCAUGCCUCUUUACAUUUUCGUUUCUUUCAUUCCUUUAACUUUCUCGUACACUCAAAUCUAGAGAUGAAGGAUACUGAAAGAGUUUUGGACUUUUAUAAAGAGUAAAUCAGGAGUUUUGAGCCCUAGAAACUUGUACUUCUUUACGUCGGGAAAAAUAUAUAUACUCUAUUCUCUUUUUUUUUGAACACAUAUACUCUAUUCUCUAUACUAGUCCGAAACGCACUCUGAUUUACGUAAACUUAAAAAACGCUCCGACGUAUAUACUUGAAAUUCAAGUUCGGUAUGAUAUUCACAAGUACAUUUUACAACUAGCAAGCACGUGCACGACCCACACGUGGUUGGACAUAACUUUUAUGUAUUCUGGCAUAAAAGUAUCAUACACGUAACGCUAUCAGUAUACGUACAUUGACAUUGCAACGUCUAGACGUUAAUCAUCUAACUAACAAAAAUCAUUCGUAAACCAACCUUAGUACGUAAGUUUUUGGAUUCAAUUUACUAAUCGGAAGAAGAUACAAAUAUACGUUUGAUUUUCUACACACUAGCACAAAUGACUAAAAGAUGAAAGCAGGUGAAUUUUUUUACAUCCUAAAAUAAAAGUGUUUAAAUUUCUAUAACGUAAUCUUUAUAUAGUAUAUAGUAUUAUAAAAUCUCAACUAAAUUGAUUAUAGCUAAGAUGAAAUGUCAAAAACAAAAGUCAUAAGAUGUUGGGUUAAAAAAAGUGACAUAACGACUGUGUGUUGGUGUUUCAUAGAAUAUUAAUAUGUUGGUGUUCUAAAUGACUACACAUAUCCUUUUAACUAAGCUUUUUUUGUCAUUUCUUUUAAUUCAUCUAACUACACCAAAUAGAACGUUCUUAUUAGCAUAACCUAUUUAGCAAUAACAAGAGAAUGAUUGCAUGUAUUCAUCUUCUUAUUUUUUUGGGGGUGAGUGGCAACACCACCACCACGCAUCACCUGACACGUUGUUAAAGAAAAUAGAAAACCGCUAAAAAGGAGAAAAAAAAACAGAUAUCAAAGAUCAAUUCUUAUUUCUGGAAAUCAAACCUUUAUGGAUUUUUUUCUUAAGAUCCGACAUAUAAAUUCAACCUUUUCAAGAUCUUCACCAUCAUUCUUGAUCGCAGGUCAGUAUUUUCUUCUUGGUUUUCGAUUGCAUCUCAUAGAUUAAUGGCUGAUUAAAAGGAUCAUUACACCUAAACAUGACUUCAUCUGGGAGGAGAAGCAUAAGACGAGGCUCAUCAGCCUCCAAGAAACCGGUUCUCCACACCCAAGAAAGCGGAAACAGUAGCUUUAACGAAACCACCUCCCCUAAACCCGGUUCACCUCUCCCUGAACCGGUCUCCGACAUCGAAAGAACCGUCAAGAAGCUACGCCUAUCCAAAGCCCUCACCAUCCCCGAGGGAACAACCGUCUUCGACGCAUGUCGAAGAAUGGCCUCUCGCCGCGUCGACGCUGUCCUCCUCACCGACACAAGCGCUCUCCUCUCGGGCAUCGUCACCGACAAGGACAUAGCAACAAGAGUGAUCGCAGAAGGGCUAAGACCAGAACACACUCUAGUCUCCAAAGUCAUGACAAGAAACCCUAUCUUCGUCACGUCAGACUCCCUCGCCAUACAGGCUCUCGAAAAAAUGGUUCAAGGCAAGUUCAGACACUUACCAGUAGUGGAAAACGGCGAAGUCAUCGCUAUUUUAGACAUAACUAAAUGUCUCUACGACGCAAUCUCACGCAUGGAGAAAGCAGCAGAUCAAGGAAGCGCUUUAGCUGCUGCUUAUCCAUUCAUCGAAACGUUGAGAGACCACAUGUUCAAACCAGCCUUAUCCACAAUCAUCACAGAACAAAAAGUAGCACUCGCCUCUCCCUCGGAUCCCGUCUUCGUAGCUUCGAAAAAAAUGCGUGACCUAAAAGUUAACUCAGUGAUCAUUGCCGUGGGGAACAAGAUACUCGGCAUACUAACUUCAAAAGACAUUUUAAUGAGAGUCGUGGCACAGAAUCUCUCCCCUGAGCUAACGCUCGUAGAGAAAGUCAUGACGCCAAACCCCGAAUGCGCAUCCAUGGAGACAACGAUCGUCGACGCGUUGCACAUCAUGCACGACGGUAAGUUUCUACACCUUCCGGUUCUAGACAAAGACGGAUACGCAGCGGCAUGCGUCGACGUGUUGCAGAUAACACACGCGGCUAUCUCCACCGUUGAGAAUAGCUCCGGAGCUGUUAACGAUAUGAUGCAAAAGUUUUGGGACUCGGCUCUCACGUUGGAGCAGCACCCACCUGAGGAUUACGAGACGCAUAGCGAUGUGUCGGCGACGUUGUUGAACUCGGAGGGAGGAGGAGGAGGGAAGUUACAGUCUCAAGGGAGUAGUGUGAUGAGUUUGUUUGCGUUCAAGUUUGAAGACCGUAAAGGGAGAGUGCAUAGGUUUAACGCGACGGGGGAGAGUGUUGAAGAGGUUGUGAGUGGUGUGAUGGAAGGGUGUGAUGAGGUGGUUGGUUCAGUGGGGGUGCAGAUAAUGUAUGAAGAUGAUGAAGGUGAUAGGGUUUUGAUAAGUGGGGAUAGUGAUGUUGUUGCUGCGGUUGGGUUUGCUAGGUCUUUGGGGAGAAAGGUUUUGAGGUUGCAUUUGGAUUUUGCUGAGACGGUGUGUGUUGAGAUGGUUAAAGAUUUGUCUGAGGGGAGUUGUGGUGGUCUAGGUAGGGGUUUGGUUUGUUGGAGGAGUGGUGUUGUGGCUGGGGUUAUUGUCUUGACGAGUAUAGGUUUUUUUGUUUUCUUGAAACGUUCCAAGAAGUGAUAUGUUAAUGCUUCUUGUUCUUUUUGAAUUUUGGUCCCAUGAACUUUGUAAAGCAAUUAUAAAAUUUGUUCUUGGAUAAAAACACAUGAUAGGUUUUCAAUUAUAAAAAUUGUUUUUUUUUUAUCAACUACCUCCAUAUAUUAAAUUAAGUUUGAUAGGCUC
Molecule: messenger RNA, 6329 nt
Organism: Brassica rapa (field mustard)
Lineage: Eukaryota; Viridiplantae; Streptophyta; Magnoliopsida; Brassicales; Brassicaceae
Product: CBS domain-containing protein CBSCBSPB2
Molecular function (GO): protein binding
Source: RefSeq, a predicted model, not a curated record